Molecule: messenger RNA, 336 nt
Organism: Aspergillus lentulus
Lineage: Eukaryota; Fungi; Ascomycota; Eurotiomycetes; Eurotiales; Aspergillaceae
Source: RefSeq, a predicted model, not a curated record
AUGCUGAGGAUCAUCGAGCCAUUGAUACUGCUCACCGAUUACACCGAGGAAUGUAUCUUUGGGAUAUACUACUACCACAAGGACAAUGUCAAUCUUCGGCACACCCCUUACCAGACACUGAACUCUCGACAUGGGCCGGCCGCAGUGAAGACUUGGUUGAUGAACAAGCAGAAGGAGUUUCAAGAACCCAUAUUGUCAGUUCCCGCUGAGUUCCCACAUGACGAGAACUCGAGGAGCACAAAUGUACAUGAAACGGCUCAUGAGUACUUCUUUCUGUCGUACAAUACCAAAGAUAAUUAUGCGGGCGAGGAGGACAAGUUCACCCCCAUCAAGUAG